Molecule: messenger RNA, 285 nt
Organism: Protopolystoma xenopodis
Lineage: Eukaryota; Metazoa; Platyhelminthes; Monogenea; Polystomatidea; Polystomatidae
Source: the annotation of a GenBank genome assembly
AUGUACAGGAGCAUAGCCGAUCUGUGGUGUGGACACUCCCGACAAAAGUGGGCUGUCCACGUGUUUGCCGGAGCCGAUUUUCGCGAGUUAGAGGGUGCCAAAGUCAACCCAAGAACAAGUGAUCGUGUCACCGACGCAUUCUCACCUGACGACAACAAAAGUUCUCAACCUGAUCUGAUAAUCACCGUCCUGGACGUGAUCCGCGCACUGAAAUUGACCGGUAGGCUCACUGAAAAGGUCGCAGAAACCAGUCGCUCGCUUCCAGGACAACAAAAUAUGGAAUGA